Molecule: messenger RNA, 594 nt
Organism: Cygnus atratus (black swan)
Lineage: Eukaryota; Metazoa; Chordata; Aves; Anseriformes; Anatidae
Gene: TMEM205
Product: transmembrane protein 205
Exons: 3
Coding region: 1-594 (197 amino acids)
Source: RefSeq, a predicted model, not a curated record
AUGGAGGGACCCGGCCCCAGCCAGGGCACGACGCUGACCAACGCGGAGCCCUCCAACGCGGUGAAACUGCUGCACCUGCUUCUCCUCUCCACCUUCUGGGGAAUGCAGAUCUGGGUGACCUUCGUGGCGGGGCUGGUGAUGCGCAGCCGCCUCCCCCGCCACACCUACGGCUUCAUCCAGAGAGAGCUCUUCCCCUACUACUUCCACAUCGGCUCCACCUGCGCGUUCCUCAACCUGACCCUAUUUGCCAUGUACCACCCCAGCGAGCUGCUCAGCGAGGAAGAAACUACCCAGAUCAUCGUCUUCUUCGUCUGCGUGGCCGUCUCCGCGCUCAACGCGCAGUGGUUCGGGCAGGCCACCUCCGACAUCGCGGCGGACAUGCACCGCAUCGAGCGCGGCCGCGGCCUGGGGCAGGAGGUCGGGCUGUUCGCCGGCGAGUCCUGCAGGGAGCUGCGCGCCUCCGACCCCAGCUACGGGCAGCUGGCCCGGCAGCUCGCCCUCUACCGCGCCGCGUCCGCCCUCUGCAACCUCUGCUGCAUCGCCUGCAACGGCUUCAGCCUGUACUACCUGGCCGCCCACCUCUCCGCCUUGUGA